Teleopsis dalmanni is the source of this 584-nucleotide messenger RNA. RefSeq names its product probable small nuclear ribonucleoprotein Sm D2 (gene SmD2). The record is from RefSeq and is a predicted model, not a curated record. The transcript has 2 exons. NCBI's taxonomy places the organism in Eukaryota, Metazoa, Arthropoda, Insecta, Diptera, Diopsidae. Gene Ontology annotation, biological process: RNA splicing; spliceosomal snRNP assembly. Gene Ontology annotation, cellular component: U4/U6 x U5 tri-snRNP complex; U5 snRNP; catalytic step 2 spliceosome. Gene Ontology annotation, molecular function: RNA binding. Bases 137 to 496 code for a protein of 119 amino acids.
ACUUUGACAGUUCUAUAGCGGCAUUGUGCUGUCAAAAACUGGCGUUUUGCGAAUUGUGUGCAGAGACAAUUUGUGAAAUUAGUUGCUUUCUAUAAAUAAAAUUUCUAUUGUACCAUAAGUAGCAUAUUAUUUUAAAAUGGCGCUUGUUAAACCAAAGUCAGAAUUGACACCAGAAGAAUUGGCACGUCAAGAGGAGGAAGAGUUUAAUACUGGUCCGUUAUCUGUGCUGACACAAUCAGUUAAAAACAAUACACAAGUACUUAUUAAUUGCCGCAAUAACAAAAAGUUGCUGGGACGUGUUAAAGCAUUUGAUCGUCACUGCAACAUGGUUUUGGAGAAUGUCAAGGAAAUGUGGACGGAAUUACCACGCACUGGCAAGGGCAAGAAAAAAGUAAAACCUGUCAAUAAGGAUCGUUUUAUAUCAAAAAUGUUCUUACGUGGAGAUUCUGUUAUAUUGGUACUACGCAACCCAUUGGCAACAGCCGCGGGCAAGUAAAUCGACUGGCUACUCACUAGGCAUAACAAAAUUUACAAUUAAAAGCGUAGUAUUAAUCUUAAUUAAAUAAACAAAAAAAUUUUUCUAA